This is a messenger RNA of Dreissena polymorpha, 3472 nucleotides long. Its product is annotated as xaa-Pro aminopeptidase 1-like. NCBI's taxonomy places the organism in Eukaryota, Metazoa, Mollusca, Bivalvia, Myida, Dreissenidae. Gene Ontology annotation, molecular function: metalloaminopeptidase activity. The transcript has 23 exons. The record is from RefSeq and is a predicted model, not a curated record. Bases 110 to 2227 code for a protein of 705 amino acids.
CUCGCAACGAAUUCUUUUCUGCUGCCAGUCUACUGUGGACCAUGUCUCCGGUAUAUAAGCUAUGAAGCUCAGUACACCGUGAACUGUAUUCCUCAGGUGUUAAUCAGAUAUGGGAACUUACGUUGUUUGGAUUGUCUCAGUGCUAGCUGUCGCUGUCGCUGACGGCAGCCGAGAGAAACGAGAGGGAUUGUCACUGGAACCGGGCAACUGGCCAAGCUGUCAAUCGGGGGCAGCAGCACCUCGUACGAGAGUGGACACGAGAGAUAGAGUUGCGGUCCUAAGACAAUAUUUUGCGACGGCGGGGAUUCAGGCUUACCUCGUUCCUAGCGAAGAUGCGCAUCAGAGCGAGUAUCCGUCGGGAUAUGACAAGAGGCGUGGUUACAUUUCCGGCUUCACGGGAUCCGCAGGUUUCGCGGUGGUGACGAUCGACAAGCAGGCGCUAUGGACGGAUGGCCGCUACUUCCUGGAGGCGGAGGACAGCCUCGACUGCAACUGGAUACUUAUGAGGCAGCGAGAGACUGGCGUCCCCACGAUGGUUGAAUGGCUGAAGACUCAACUGUCAAGCGGCAACAGGCUAGGUGCCAGUCCAUUCCUCGUCAGUAGUGCAACGUGGAAAACCUAUUCGGACGACCUCAAGAAGGCGGGCCUUUUGCUCGUGCCAGUAGAAAACGAGUUGAUUGAUACGUUCUGGCAGACAGGCAACGGGAGACCACCUCAGCCGGACACGGCCAUCAAUGCACUUCAAAUUCAGUUCGCAGGCGUCUCGUGGCAAGACAAGGUAAACAAUAUGCGCACCAAAAUGACUGCGGAAGGCACAGACAUGCUGGCUGUAACUGCUUUGGAUGAAACGGCGUGGUUGUUCAACCUACGAGCGAGCGAUAUAGACUACAAUCCAUUCUUCUUGUCGUAUGCCAUAAUAGAUAAAAACACGACGACGUUGUACAUAUUGAACCAUACUCUCAAACUUACCUCCCAACCGACGGACAAUGGUACCAUGAUGAACCUAGCAGCACACCUGAAUACCAAUGAUAACGGCACAUGUACAGGGCGUGCGGACAUGUGCGUAGAAGUGAAGUUGUACGAUCAAAAUCUAGUCAAGACGGAUGUCAAUGUACGAGCUGCCUUUAGCAAUAAGGUGUGGCUGGGGUACUCGUGCAAUCAAGCCAUCUACUCUGCCGUGCCAGAGGGCAAAAUUCUACAAAAGAACACUCCAAUUGCAACAACAAAAACGAAGAAAAAUCCAGCAGAAGUAGAGGGCAUGAAAAAAUCUCACAUUCGAGACGCUGUUGCAUUGAUCUCCUUCUUAGAAAAACUGGAACGAGAAGUAAAAGCUGGUCAACCAUGGACCGAGCUUUCAGCUGCCAACGAUUUGAAAACAUACAGAUAUGCGCAACAAUUCAACCGUGGACUCAGUUUUACUACCAUAUCCAGCUCGGGUUCAAACGGGGCCAUUAUUCACUAUUCUCCUUCAAACAUGACCGACAAAAAAAUUACAACCUCGGAAGUGUAUUUGCUGGACUCAGGCGGACAAUACUUGGAUGGCACAACUGAUGUUACUCGAACAUUCCACUUUGGCACCCCAACUGCUUACCAGAAGGAGUGCUAUACCAGGGUGCUGAUGGCGCAUAUUAAUCUCUUCCAGGCCAUCUGGCAGAAAGGCGUCUACGGACGGGAAAUAGACGCCUUCGCCCGGGCUCCACUGUGGGAUGUGGGCCUUGUAUACAGGCAUGGUACAGGGCACGGCAUUGGGAUGUUCCUUAGUGUCCACGAGGGACCGGGUAGAAUAUCGCUGGCUCAUGAUCUAUUUGCUCAAGAUAACCCAUUGGACGAAUUUCAGUUCUUUUCCGAUGAGCCAGGUUAUUACGAGGCUGGACAGUUUGGAAUGCGUCUAGAGAACAUCGUCAUGGUGAAAAAUGCUACCACCAAGUACCGUUUUCCUGGAGCAGAGUUCCUCACAUUCGAGCACGUGACACUGGUGCCAUACGCUCAUAAUCUCAUCGACUACGAUUUGCUCAGCGAAAAACAGAUCAAUUAUCUUAAUGCCUACAACAACCUGAUACGUGAGAAGGUGGGACCAGAACUCAAGAAGCAAGGAAGGGACGCUGCCUACGAGUGGAUGAUGCAGAAAACCGAAGAGUAUACGAGAAAGACUACGUCAUCCGUUAGUUCGCUCACCGGUUGUUUGCCCUUUGUAAUAUUUGUUUUGUCUGUUGUACAAACCCUGUAAAAUAUGUCUGUACCUUCAAUGUGAAAGCAUGUAUGAGUUUUUUGUACUCUCGCUGUAUUUUUAAAACACAUUUAUAUAGUAAUAGUUGAUUGAUUUUAUUCAAGGCUUUACCGGGAUAAUCCAAACGCAUUUUAAAUACCUUAAUUCUUUCAAACAUGGUGUGAGGGGGAAGACAGAAUGGCAUUGUUUUUUUUUAUAUAUUAUUAUUGACUUAAGUUGUGUUAUUAUAAUUAUAUGUCGCUAUUAGUCACGUGAGUAUUUAUUUCAACGAAAAUGAUGUUACGUCGAGCGUCUAUUGUGCACGGAAUAUUAAGAAACAAAGCCGAACAUUAAAUUAAUGCAUUUUUGAAAAAUAUUUAGAAAUACUAAAAUUCUUUCAAUUACAGUUUUGCUGUAAGAUAACAUAUACACUACCUGAAAGACUCGGUUUACAUUUUGAGUUUAUCCCAUUACAUAUGCACGCAAAGUACGUUCAAACAUUGCGACUAUGAAAAUGAAAAAAAAUCCUUAUUCAUGGUAGAUAAAAUCCCAUCGCAUGGCCUCCACGAAACAGGCAAAAACUUAAAACGUAAUAAAUAAAUAUCUAACCAUCUAAUUAUAAACAUAAAUUAUUAAAUGACCAGAUUAACAUAUAUGCCAAACAAAACUGAAUGACGGCCCUAUUAUCAGAUUUGCGCUAAUAACCAAAAUAAAUGUACAAACACGAUGAAAAAUCUGAAAGAAUAUCAUACGUUGACUCUGUCCGCCAUGUUAAAACUGCAUUUGGGUCUUUGGACUGUAAUUGCAUUGUCCGGGUACAUGACCUGAUAUAUGGUUGUGAAACUUAGGUAAACGGUGAGAACAAGUGUUAUCAUAGAACAGAACAACACACUUAAUACCGAAAGUAAUAAUUACUAGUUUAUCCCAUGCAUUGUUUAUUUAAAUUGAUUGACAUAAUUAAAAACUAUUACGCCGAAAGAGAAUACUGCUUUGUUUUUUGUUUCCCCAGUUUUAUUAUAACAAAUAAAAUGUUAAAACUUAAAUGUUAAAUGUUUUGAUGUAUUGACAUUUGGUCUGAACAAUACUUAUGCCAAUUAAGUGUUUUCGGAAGUAAAUAUCACAGUAUUUGUGAAUAGUUUAUUAAUGCACGUGCCAUCACCUGUUAAGUAUGUCUCUAUGUCUACAUAUGAGAAGGUUUUUAUUACAGUUUUUAAACAUAAAAUUGUGUUUGCGCUAUGUAUAAGUGUAAUAAACAUUCAACCAACA